GCCACUACGGUCCUGUCAGUGGCCCCUUGAAUCCUGCAUUUCGUGGUCUUUAGCAGCGUCGCAGUUCCUGAAUCGUAUGCUUCAGGUCGGAAGUAUCUAUGGCGUCUCCCUAUACUAGUCGCAUCUCGGGCUCGCCUUCUCUGCUCCGAACGACCACCUCGCCAUCUCGCGUCCCCGUGUUCUCCUCGUUCCAUGCGCAUACUCGCAACCCUUCCAUCUCGCCCCCUUUCGCGUUUUCUCGCCAAAACCCGCUUUCCCUUAACUCACGAUUUGCUGUCCCUUCUGCUCUACGAAACGCCCGGCGGUUUUCCUUAAGAUCCUCAUCCGAGGAUCCUUCUUCCUUCACGCGACGAGCGCUCGCCGUCGCUGCAGUAACUGGCGCAGGCGCGUCCAUUCCUAUUGUGUUCGCUAAUCGCUCACGGCCGUUCGGCAAUAGACUGGAAAACAUUGACGGUCGUUCAUACUAUGUCGUCGAGAGGGGUGACUCACUAUCUGCUAUUUCUCGCACAUUCGGUACUUCAGUGGAUGUGAUUGCACAGGCUAACAACCUGCAGACUCUUAAUAUCCAGCCAGGACAGAGUCUCUGGAUUCCUCGCAUGUACACCAUUCAGAAGGGUGACACACUUUAUGGCAUUGCAAGAAAGUUCUCCACGACCGUGGCUGGAAUUCUGGAGAUCAACAGAAUUGAUGAUCCGAAUGUGAUACAGGCUGAUGACGUCAUUCUCAUCCCAUGAGUUUUCCUUGGUCAAUUUUUUGGUACCUGCAUUGCAUACGUACGCAAUCCAUUUGGCAACUUGUCUGGUGGAAAAUAUAGGGUUACAUAUCAGCCUGUCCGAUAGCAGCAAGCUCAGCACCUUGUUUAGGCUGAAUAGCGGCUGUGAAGCUUGCCACAACUUCCAGCACUGCUGAAAGCAGAGAAGCAGUACGGUAAUGACUGGCUUUCCAGCAGAAGAUGCCAGUAUGGCCUGUAAAUUUGCCCUUCCAAUUGGACUUCUCUCUGAUGCCGUAUGAGUUCUUCCAGGUCUGGGUGCAAGUUGGUUGCGGUACAUGACGUCAUUGUACAUGAAAAUAAUAAAAUGAUCUGUAC
Closterium sp. NIES-67 is the source of this 1087-nucleotide messenger RNA. NCBI's taxonomy places the organism in Eukaryota, Viridiplantae, Streptophyta, Zygnematophyceae, Desmidiales, Closteriaceae. The record is from the annotation of a GenBank genome assembly.